Messenger RNA from Galleria mellonella (greater wax moth), 1872 nucleotides. RefSeq lists its product as uncharacterized. Lineage: Eukaryota; Metazoa; Arthropoda; Insecta; Lepidoptera; Pyralidae. The coding region runs from base 1 to 1872 and encodes 623 amino acids. Gene Ontology annotation, biological process: proteolysis. The record is from RefSeq and is a predicted model, not a curated record. Gene Ontology annotation, molecular function: zinc ion binding; nucleic acid binding; aspartic-type endopeptidase activity. The transcript has 2 exons.
AUGGAACAGGCAUUAUUACAAAGAAAAGUAGUACGUCGUCGUUUUACUAUGUGUGCUAAACGUAUAGAAGAUUUUCUAGAGAAGAAUGAUAAAACAGGUAUGAGCGCGGAAAUAUUAAAUAUCACCAAAAUUUUCGACGAAUUAACAUUCCUCCAAAACAAAUUAAUGGAUUUGUGGUUGAACAUGGAGGAACGGGACGAAAAUUUUUUUGAUGAUGAUUUAGAACUGUCCGAGGCUUACACCAGUAAAUUCUAUUUGUUGAAACACAAAGUCAGCGAGAACUGCAGUCCUGCGGUAGCCCGCUCUUCGGCCUCUGAUACUGUAAUUAAAGCAGAUAGUGAGAGUGGAGAGACUUCCCAAAGGCAUCGUCGCCACUUUCGUCUUCCGAAGUUACAGCUUACUUUAUUGAACGAAGAGAUAAAAAGUUGGAUUCCAUUCUGGACACAGUUCAAGAAGAUUGACUGCGACAGCGACAUAGAUGAUGAAGAUAAAUUUCAAUAUCUCCUACAAAGUAUUGAGAAAGGUUGUAACGCCAGGGAGUUAGUGGAAAGUUUUCCACCCUCAGCAGAAAACUACCCAAAGGUAAUGCAACAGCUCAAACAAAGGUAUGGAAAAGAUGAACUUAUAAUAGAAUAUUACGUUAGAGAACUCUUAAAGUUAACAAUCGUCCAAAGGAACGAUAAUUCUAAGAUGGCCACUCGUAUCCUAUAUGAUAAACUAAUGACUCAGAUUCUUGCUUUAGAAUCUCUCGGCGUGACGCAAGAUAAGUAUGCCGCCUUUUUAUUUCCAAUGGUGGAAUCUGCACUGCCGGAAGACAUAUUACGCGCAUGGAACAGAUGUCAGGCGAACGUCGCGACUAACGAUAAAGAAAAGAGUCAGCUGACACAAUUGUUACAUUUUGUUCGUAAGGAAGUUGAAUCUGAAGAAAAAAUUAAUUUAUCACGAGGAGGUUUUUCAAGCGUGGAUCCAAGUCCUGUAAUUCCGUCAGCAAGUUUUUUAAGUACAGCUGUCAGAAACAAAGAGAAAAAUGUCGUGCAUACUAAAAAUGAAAUAAGAGAAUGUGUAUGGUGCGAUAAACCCACGCAUAAUAGUUCUGAAUGUAAAAGGCCUAUUAAAUGGGAUUUAGAAGAAAAGAAAGAUUUUCUGAAAAAGAAAAAUACAUGUUUGAUAUGUCUAAAAAUUGGACAUCAUGCAAAAAAAUGUAGAAAAUAUCCCAAAUGCAUUGUUUGUGAAAAAAGACAUUAUCCCAUUAUGUGUGCCGAAUUACCUAAGAUUUCAAAGAAGGCAGAAGAUCAAGUACUUAAACAGUCUAUAAAACCGAGUACAGUUUUAUUGCAAACUGUCAAACUAAAUUUAGUAUACAAAGAGAAAACCAUUACAGUGAGAGCCCUUUUGGAUUCAGGUGCUCAACGCUCUUUUAUAAGGUCAGAUGCAAUCGAGAAAUUGAAUAUUAAACCUACAGGUUCGUUGUACACUGGGCGAUCAGAACAUGUAAGUGACAAUUUGGUGGCGAUCGAGACAAAAUUUGGUUGGGUAAUUCAGGGACCUACUUCUGGUACGUAUUGUAAUUUUACUUCAAUACACGCUUGUUCAUUUGAUAUUGAUGACCUGUGGAAACUUGAAUCAAUAGGUAUAAAAGAUGAGGCGCAGGUUAAAAGUUCUCGGAAGCGUGAGGAAGAAGUUGAGAAUUUUUUUAGAGAAACUGUAAACAUAAAUGGUGAGAAUAGGUAUGAAAUUAGUUUACCAUGGAAGGAUACAGCAGACAUUUUAUCUUCUAACUUUAAUUUAGCAAUAAAACGUCUUCACUCAACUACUAAUAAGCUUACAAAAUUAGGCUUAUUGAACGCUUAUGAUGAGGUGUUGAGCGAAUGA